This is a messenger RNA of Saxophila tyrrhenica, 837 nucleotides long. RefSeq lists its product as uncharacterized. The record is from RefSeq and is a predicted model, not a curated record. The transcript has 3 exons. Bases 1 to 837 code for a protein of 278 amino acids. Lineage: Eukaryota; Fungi; Ascomycota; Dothideomycetes; Mycosphaerellales; Extremaceae.
AUGGGCGACCAGAGUGGACCCGAAGCGACCGGCCUCUUCAAGCUACCACCAGAGGUGCGCAACCACAUCUACGGCUACUACUUCAAAGACGGCACCGCUGCCGACACGAGAAUCGACCUCUGCAAAGCCAACGACUUCCACCCGGACCCAGCCAUCACCGCGGUCUGCAAAGCGAUUCGAAACGAGACACUCGAGCACUACCGCCAGUCCAUCUUCAUAUCGAGCGGCUCGAUUGUAGCCUCCAUCGCCAAGCUCCGGAGCAAACCCACGCUCGACCGCCUUACGUUCGACGUAGAAUGGCAAUCCUUUGAGACGUUGAAAGUAGUUGCAGCCGCCUGCCCAAACUCAGCGCCUCAUUGGGAGGUGACGGUAGCGGAUCCUUCUGCGCCUAUCACAUCCUUUGACGGGUUGAUCGCGCAGUCCAUGGCCGAGGUGCUCAAUGACCCGAACAGAUGGGCCUCGUCGCCGACGAUGACCGCCCAAAUCACCGCGGAGGAGGACGACGGCCGCGUCGGCCUCUUGAAGCUGCCGCCAGAACUGCGCAACCGCUUCUACGACUUCUGCUUCGCACCAGCUCACCACAUUGAUGCCGACUCCGAGAUCAACCUCGUCAAAGCCUACCGCUACCUUCCCGAUCCCGCCAUUUCGCCAUCACCAGAGUGUGCAAGGAGAUCCGAUGCGAGGCGCUUCGGCAGUAUCGAGCUCUCGUCUCCGCCUUCUGGAAAGGACACAACUUCUUCAUUGACGUUCACCCGUUCCACUCUGACGAAGAGUGCCAUCAGCAGGAACAGGCUAUCAUUCGUGCAAUCUCGAGUUUCAACAGCAAGCCAACAAUGA